Pelobates cultripes (western spadefoot toad) is the source of this 549-nucleotide messenger RNA. NCBI's taxonomy places the organism in Eukaryota, Metazoa, Chordata, Amphibia, Anura, Pelobatidae. The record is from the annotation of a GenBank genome assembly.
AUGGGUCGCAAGCACAAAAAGCCAAGACUGGACAAAGCAGCCCCAGGGCUCACAUUAGGAGAAAUGUGGCAGCAAGCACGAGGCCAGAGCGGAGUCCAUAUGGCGGCGCACCAUAGAGGCUGCUCUGAUUUCUCAGAUGACGGCACAGGGGGAGACGAAGAUGACUAUCUCCCAGGCCCAGACCCACAACUGAGGGUAAAGCACAGUAAACCAGGAACAGACCCUGAUGCCGACCUAGUAACCACCGGGGUGUUAAAUAACCUGCUAGUGGAACUACAAAAGAACAUUCUCACAGAUGUCACCACACUCAGGGGAGAGCUGCAGGGCCUCACGGGCAGCAUAACAAAGCUGGAGGACUCCUCCCAAGAACAACAGCGGACUAUGGCCUUGCUGCAGAGGGACAUACAAGACCUGUGCCACCAAAACAUGCUGUUUGAAAGGCAAUUCGCGGCCCAGGAGAACAUGAGACGGAGACUCAAUUUAAAGGUUAGGGGAUUCCGGAGGGGCUACCGGAGGCAGAGCACCCGUAAACGAUCAAGCGUAUGCUAA